Molecule: messenger RNA, 1965 nt
Organism: Pseudovirgaria hyperparasitica
Lineage: Eukaryota; Fungi; Ascomycota; Dothideomycetes; Acrospermales; Acrospermaceae
Exons: 3
Coding region: 1-1965 (654 amino acids)
Biological process (GO): DNA-templated transcription
Cellular component (GO): nucleus
Molecular function (GO): DNA-binding transcription factor activity, RNA polymerase II-specific; zinc ion binding; DNA binding
Source: RefSeq, a predicted model, not a curated record
AUGCCUCGCGAGGCCACACCUCGACCUUAUCGAUCGCACCUACGUCCAGCUUGCCUCCCCUGUCGCCGACGAAAGUCGCGAUGCAAGACCGAUAGUGUUUUGGGACAAUGCCUUAUGUGUCAAGCUCAUGGAACUGUGUGUGUAUUUCCAGAGGAGUCUGAUCAUCGUGCUGCAAGAAACAGUGCGCAACGCUCGUCUGCAAAGCCUCAGACAGAAGAUUACGACGGUGCAUAUGGCGGCAUAUCUGCUAAUUUAAUUCCGAGAUAUCGUGACUCCGAUCGACACAUGGGACGCGCGACGGCUGAUACGUCAUCAGUAUCGGUACCUAGUCCUGUACAACAACGGCCGGCGCAUACACAUGGCAGUCAGCCAGCAGUGCCCACUCUCCUGGACAGUCUUGCUGUUGACGGAGAACAUAACCCACACAUCGUCGGGCCGGUAGUAGUGAAUGAUAAUGACAUGUUACAAGAAUACCUUUCUACGAGACGGAAUGAUGGCGCAGGUCCGUCUAGAAUGAUAACAAUGGGUAGGACCUUCCAGUAUGGAGCUGUGAGACGGCCGGUGAUGUUCUCAAAUGUCCAGAAGCAGCCUGUGGGACUCACAAGCAACCGUGAUCCAGCGUUCCUGAAGACUAUGGUUAUCGAGAAACUUUUAGAGCCAUUUGGCCACGAGUUGAUUCGAGUUUAUCUACACAAAGCCAACUGCUGUUUGCCUUUAUUAGAUGAACAGUCACUUUAUAGUGCAGACAAGGACAUUAUCUCGCCGACGCUGCUGGCUAGUAUUUAUGCGAAUGCUCUGAUCUAUUGGCGCCACGACACCCACCUUGCCUCGCAUAGAUGUCCAGAUGUGCGCUUCAUAUGGAAUCUUGCGAACGAAGCUUUAUAUAUAGAGCUUCAACGGUCGCCCGGAAUGUCAACGAUCAUUUCGAUCUUGCUAAACAUCAGUGGUAGACCUACGACAGCCGUGAUGGGUAACGCAGUACUUAUAGGAUCUGCAAUCGCACUGUCGUACUCCCUAGGUCUCAACCGCGAUCCUGGAGCAUGGGAGAUUUCGGCGACGGAGAAGAACGUGAGACGACAAAUCUGGUGGGCUAUUGUGAUUUUCGACUGCUGGAGCAGUAUGUCUUAUGGUACUCCUCCACAGGUACAACGUCAUCAACAUGACGUCUGUGUCCCUGAUAUGAAUGACAUGCUUGCCAGUGAUGCUACACCGAGAGGAGCAGCUGGUGCCCCUAUCUAUAUAGCAUUCAUCGGUCUCACAAAGAUCCUGAGUAUUCUUCUCGAUCAUGUGUAUCGUAUCGAAUCUUCCGGUAGUACACGCAAUGAAAUUGGGCCAUGUGAAGUUUCCCUCAAUACGAAUCUAUACGAGUGGGAGGAAGGACUGACAGAGAACAUACGUCGCAUCAUCAUACGUGGCGCACAUCUUGACCAACCGGGCGCUGCAAACUUCAGGCUCGCGUACUUAUCAGUCAAGCUUCUUCUACAUCGCAUAGAGCUAGGACUUGACCCGCAAGAGACGUCGUCAGACACGCGGCCCAGUCACCAAUACGCCCAGGCCCAGAGAGUCGCCGAGGAGAUUGUUAUGCUCGUGCAAGAGCUAGGUGUGGAGCAGCUGGGCGACUUCUGGCUAUCAGUCAGCGCGUUCUCGCUCACUUCUGCCAUGAGUUUCCUUGUGCGACGAACGUUGGAGUCUCGACGAGAGUAUAAUGCAGAUCUGAACCAGAUAGGUGCUUUCAAGUUGGCGAAGCAGUUUAUUGCCAUUCUGAGAUCUCAUCGUCAACAGCAUGCGUGGGAUGUUGGUGACUUGUGUCUGUCUCAGUAUAGUGAAGUCAUUGAGAGUCUGGAACAGGGGGACCUUGAUUCGGGUCCAUCGCUGUCGAAUAUUGAGGACUUUGUUCCCGAUGUCAACGUCGAUCAGCUGUUUCCGAGUCUAUGGGACAUGUUUGAGGCAGAAGGUGCGUUGUAA